AUGUGUGUUCAUAUAUGUGUACCAGAAGAUUCCGUCAUGGCAUUUGUCAACACACGCUAUCCCCCGUCGCAAGAGAAAAUAUAAAUAAUCUAAACAAGAGAUAUUUCUAGAAAAGAAAGGAAAGGUUAAUACAACGCACAAACGAGACGGGCAUCCAUAAUACGAUAGGAAGAGAAAAGCGUUUUACUAUGCCAGUUUUGCCUUCGAAUUCGAAGCAUUUAUCAUCCCACGAUGCUUAUCCAACGAGGCCGGACAAGAACAACAUUGUGUUGAGCUAUCACGACUAUCUACUCAGGGCAUCGGAUGUUGCAUUACUGGAGAAAAAUGAUUGGCUGAACGACAUUAUAAUAGGAUUCUAUUUUGAAUAUCUGAAUCAACAGUAUAAGGACAGCCGGUUGUUAUUUAUCGGACCCGAAGUGGCUCAGCUGUUAAAAAUGCAGGAUUCGUCGCAGUACAACAUAUUUCUUGACCCUAUUGAAGCGACAAAUUACGACUUUGUAUUUUUCCCUCUAAAUGACUGUGAUAGCAACGAGGCAGGUGGCUCGCAUUGGAGUUUAUUGAUAUAUUCUCAUACAGAACAAAUGUGUUAUCACUUUGAUUCGUCAGGCGGCAUUAACGACUUCUCCGCGACAAAGCUCGCACGGAAAGUGACGAAAUACUUUCUUGAGAAACAGGAGAGAAAAUACACUGAAAUGAAGUGCCCGCAACAAAAUAAUAACUACGAUUGUGGUUUGUACGUUUUGUGUUUAGCAGAUGUAAUAUCUAGGCAUGCCAUAAGAAAUUCUAAAGUAAACGAGUGCGAUUGUAGUAUCGUUACGAAAAUGGUCCCGACAAAACGUACUGAUUUAUUAAAAUUAAUUUACGAAUUGAAAAAUACAUAUAACGCAUAACAAAGUUGCUAUAUUAUUUAUAUUAAUAGCAAUUCUGGUUACGACGUAUACAUAUGGUAUUAUGACUUGCUGAUAUAAACUUUACUAUUCCUGUAAAGAUAUUCCAUAAUUUUCCCCAUUAUUCUUGGUACUUAUAUCAUUUUGUGUAUUUGACAUUAAUAAAAAUAUCUCGGAUCUUUUCAUAAAAAUUUAUUUACGUAAAACCAGAUUUAUGAAAUUAAGAUUGAUGCUUGACAGGAGAAAAAAAUGUAAAAAAAGUUAUAUUGUAAUAACUGAAUGACACGCGCAACUAUGAAAUGCAACAUAAUUAGUUAUUAAAGUUCAUUUGAUUAAAUAAUGAUCAAUUUGGACAAAUUCAGUACAAAUGUGAGAUGUGACGCAUUACUAUAAGAGCGACUUAUUAAUUAUUAGCGGAUUUGAUUCCAAUCCUCAUCCUACAUAGUUGUCCUGUGCCUCGAUUUAUAAGAGGUUGCGGAAAGAAUAUAAGGUGGCUUAUUGUAAUGUAUUUUAGAAACAAUAAAACUGACAUGCUUAUACAAUA
This is a messenger RNA of Vollenhovia emeryi, 1431 nucleotides long. Its product is annotated as sentrin-specific protease 8-like. The record is from RefSeq and is a predicted model, not a curated record. Lineage: Eukaryota; Metazoa; Arthropoda; Insecta; Hymenoptera; Formicidae. The transcript has 2 exons. Gene Ontology annotation, molecular function: deNEDDylase activity; cysteine-type peptidase activity. Gene Ontology annotation, biological process: proteolysis. Bases 189 to 890 code for a protein of 233 amino acids.